UUUACUUCUGGGAAGUCUGACAGACCGACAUUAGUGGACCAGAGUUCGGCUGUAACACGGAGGAUUACCCUGCAGUAUGGAUCUGUUCUCUGGGGAUUAUAAUGUCGACAAAGACGGACAGAGGGAUCCGGGAACCGCGUUGGGUGACGGGGGAAAGCUCGGCGGCUCCUCCGGUGGUGUGCCGAAAAUCGCUUUCAGCGGUCUGUACAGAUACAUUUAUCCGAGAAAGGGUGACUGUGAGGCGGAUACAGAGCACCGCGGGGGGACGGUCCUUUCACCGGCUGUUGCAAUCAAAUUUUCUACAUUUGGAUACACUUUUAUGCACCAAUUCACGGUGGAAAUAUACCUUUAUUUAGGAUAUGGGAAGAAAAAGAACACAGGUGACAUUCAUAAUAUAUCAAAAAUAUAAUGGAAAGUAGCUAUGUUGUUGCGUGUCAUUGGACAUUUUAAGUGAAAAAUCCUGGAACUUUCUUUAGUGGGUAUACUACGUACAUCACGUAGACCACACCACUGCUUUUAUGCACCAAAACGACUAGUUAAAGUAAAACAGAAGAUUAGGCAGAAUGGGGGAUACCUCCAGCCCGACACCGGCAGAGACGGACAGAUGGAUCCGGACAUCGCGCUCGGUGGCGGGGGAAAGCUCCGCGGCUCCUCCGGCAGCAACAACCAGGAAGAAGGGACACCAUGAGAGGGUUUAGGUCGGAGGAGGAUUGGCUAGGGCUCAACGUGAGCUGAAAGGUGACAAGGGGAACUUCCUUUUUCUUCUUGAAAACUACAACAUCUGUUUCCAAGUUUCAACAUUGACCAUGUUGUCUUCCACUGUCCUGUGUCUCCUGCUCCUCCGGACACUUUCUGCCUCUGAAGAGAUAAGAAACCUAACAGUGUACCCUGGAGAUGAUGUCAUUCUGCCAUGUCAGGCUGCUGAUUCCUCCAUCAGUGUUGUAGAGUGGAGCAGACCUGACCUGGAGCCAGAUACCGUCCUCUUAUCCAUCGAUGGACACUUAGAACCAACCCAGCAGCAUCCGUCCUUUAAGGACAGGGUGGAGCUGGUGGACAGAGAUCUGAAGGACGGAGACGUGUCUUUAAUUCUGAAGAAUGUGAGCAGCAUCGAUAUCGGGACAUACGAGUGUCGAGUUAAACCAGAUGGUUCAAGACAUAAAAAGAGAGCCAACAUCGACUCUGAGCCAAUCAGAAUCAUCCGUCUGCAGGUUCCAGAGCCAGCAGGUUCUGCUUCCAAGGAUGAAAACUCCAUGAAUGAUGUCCCUGAGGACAGAAACUCCUCUCCUGGAGGCCGAUACCAUGGACUGGCAGCAGGUGUUGCAGGUGGACUGCUUCUUGUAGUUGCUGCAGUGGUUGGUGUCCUGAAAUAUAAAAGACAUAAGGACGAGAAGUCAGGACAUCAAGGAUGAUGAUGAUGAUGAAGCAUCGGGGCAAUAAGCUCGUCUGAUAACUCCCAGAGCUCUUAACAACAGACUGUUUUCUCAUGUGUCGUAUAUUCAAGACUUCUCUUACUGUGGGUGUGAGGUCAUGUUGAAAUCUGCUGUUUGUUUUUUCUCAACCAAUCUCUUCCCUCUAUGAAAUCCACAUACUUUUUUAAAGUAAAAGUACUUUUAGUACUAAGACCUUUUACUCAAGUAAAAGUUCUGUUACUUAAAAGACACCAAACAUAUCACCCCACCUUACUGUGGUGGGGGGGGGGUCUGUGUAUCUGAGUCUGGGAUCUGUAUCAUCUGGAGCUCUGAGAUCCUCUAGGGGCUCCAUGGUGAGAUGGUCCCAGAGGAGGAACAGACUAAGAGAGAUUUAGUUUAGAUUAUCUUUACCUUUGGAGAACUCGAACGUUUUACGUGAGUAUAAGUACUGUUACUUUAAAGAAAAACAGUGUUACUUAACUAAAAGUACUUAUUUGAUACCUGACAAUUGUGCUUAGAUAAAAGAUAAGUCAUUAAAAUGUUCUUUAAGAGCAGAAUGAAGCAGAAAACAGAUUUUCACACAAUAUAAACUCAGCAGUAUUACACAGAAAUAUUUAUAUAUGAAGGGAAUUUUAAAUGAUUGUUUUCUGCUGGGUAAUAUGAAGCCUCAGGGUACCUGCUUGGAAUGUUAUAUUUCCAGCUAAUGAUAUAAAAUCAUCUAACAUUGAAUGGUUUAAACUGAGGAGUUGAUUAAAAUGUGAAUAUUGUUAUUGUAAUUACAAAAUCAUCUGAUGCAGCUCAGAAUAUCUCAAGGGGACAUAGAGGACGAGUCUGUCUCUAAAUUAGACCUUAAACUGGAUUCAUUAUCUACUAAGUAGAAUUACAUGAAGUUUACAAAAUGAAAUGUUAUGAAAUGUGAACUAUACGAAAGUGAUGAUCUUUGAAAGCCGCUCCAAAUAUCCAACCUCAUAUUGAAGUUUUAAAUGUGUAGAGGAGGAUCAGAGACUGGGGGGAGGAUGUGUUCCUGAGAGACUAAGACCUGAAUCUGAUGGAGGGUCUCUGGUUUCAGCUGAAGACAUCUUUGUCCAACAUGUCUCCAGGAUUUCACAAACACUUUCUGAUCAAGAAGCACCCACCACGCCUGUGUUCCAGGGUAACUGCAGCAUGAGGAACACAACUCACAGACCAAAACUCACCUGGACGGUGUCCAAGUCCUCUUUGUGUUUUCUCACCUGGAGUCUUUCAUUUUCCUCUUUAAGGUCUUUGUUAUAAACAGGGAGCUAACCAUUACAGUGUGUUUCUCCGCUAACCCUCAACAGUUAAUAAAAGAGGAGAUGAUUUAAUAUAAUUUAUUCUGAGUUUAAAUUUAAAUAAUCAAAACAUGUAAUAUCUAUUUAUUUUUACAAAAUGAACAUAUUCAAAUAAAUAUGUUAACCAUG
Perca flavescens (yellow perch) is the source of this 2848-nucleotide messenger RNA. RefSeq names its product coxsackievirus and adenovirus receptor-like. Gene Ontology annotation, biological process: negative regulation of T cell proliferation; T cell costimulation; immune response. The transcript is spliced from 4 exons. Lineage: Eukaryota; Metazoa; Chordata; Actinopteri; Perciformes; Percidae. Bases 807 to 1409 code for a protein of 200 amino acids. Gene Ontology annotation, cellular component: external side of plasma membrane. The record is from RefSeq and is a predicted model, not a curated record.